UCCUACAUAUUGAUUCUGAGUGAGGGUCGCUCGCUCACCUGGUUACCUUCACCUGUUUACCUUCACCUGGUUACCUUCAACUGGUUACCUUCACCUGGUCACCCUCACCAGGUUACCUUCACCUGGUUAUCCUCACCUGGUUAUCUUCAACUGGUUAUCUUCACCUGGCUACCUUCACCUGGUCACGUUUCACUUUCAUAUGGCCAGCAUCCAACUCCUCCUUGGGGUCCUCGCCCUGGUGGUGUCGGUGAGCGGGGAGACCUCCCUACCCUACUGUAAAAUUGACUGCAGCCAUUACAAGACACAUCACCUGACAGCCGACCCUUUAGACCAACAUAGAUUCUAUUUGUGUAAGAGUACAGCAACGUGGUAUGAGGAGUCAAUUGCCUGCGACACCGGUCUUGACUUCGAUGUUGUUACUUGCGACUGCAUGGAUCCUCAUGACCCAAACUAUCAACCUACACCACUUUGUGAGAAAUGCGGCUUUGACUGCACGACCGUAAAGGACGGCAAACGCGCAUCCCCAGCAGCCUGUAAUUUAUAUAUAGAAUGUAGUGGCAGCAAAGACGGAGAAAUGAAAGCAUGUGGCGAUAGCACUCCAUAUUUCGACGGUAACGUUUGUCAGACAAAUGAAAGUAAUUGUUGUACAUGUCAUCCACAUUGCACUGCCAAAGACACAACUAAUAAUAAGUUUAUACCUGAUAAAUUCAACUGUACAAAGUUCUACCUUUGCGUCACUGCUGGAAUGAUACACUCAAUCUGUGAUGAAGGUAAUUUUGAUGUGGAGCAACAAAAGUGUUGGGUAGGCGCCCCCUGUAAUGAAGAGUGUUAUGGCACCGGCUGUGUAGAAACACUGAUAUGUAAACAAACUGGCUUUUUCCCGAAGUGUACAACAAGUUGUAACCCACACUACUUCACAUGCAACGCAUCGCAAAUCGGCAAGGAGGCAGGGAUAUUGACCUGCCAGAACGGUAACGUCCUGGACCCACAGACUAUGACCUGUAUCAACCCGGACGACUGCCCGUUCUAGCUUCAGUAUUGAUCAUGUCUCCCGCCAUAACCAUGUUUGGUCGAUGACACUGAUAUUAAAACACUGCUCACGCCUUACUGAGAAAUUAAUGGACUUCGUCACACAAAAAUGUUCAGCUACUGCUUAUUUUAUUUAUUAGAGAAGUUAACACAGGCUUGUGUGUCUGCCAUGAUCAUGGUGCAUUAUUUUGUGUAUAUGUCUAAGUUAAGUAGGUUUACUGGGGACUGUGAGGUGAGAUAAAAGGUUAUUAAUGGUUUAAAUAUCUUAUUAAUCAUUAUACAGUAUUCUAUCCAUGUAUGAAGAUUUGGUGUUAUGAUGAAUAAAGUCAGUAUAAACAGUUAA
Molecule: messenger RNA, 1372 nt
Organism: Homarus americanus (American lobster)
Lineage: Eukaryota; Metazoa; Arthropoda; Malacostraca; Decapoda; Nephropidae
Exons: 2
Coding region: 200-1030 (276 amino acids)
Cellular component (GO): extracellular region
Molecular function (GO): chitin binding
Source: RefSeq, a predicted model, not a curated record